AUGAUUUCGAGGUUUCGCAAGUAUAUCAUAGUAUUCUACACUACUUCAGUGUUAGUAGGUUCUACUUUGGACCAAUUUGUUACCCAGUACCAAAGUGCAAUUAGCUCUAAUAAGCUCGAAGCUUUCUUGAAUAGAUUAUUAGUGUCACCCUUUGGAUACUUCUUGUUUACAUUAAUUUUUUUGGGAAAUGCUUUAACAAACUUAAAUCAGUACAAAUUAGUUAAGAAAUUUGUGCUAUAUUAUUUCAGCUACACGAUAUCGAGUUGUAUAUUGGUUAUGUGGUUCUUUGGCCCUCUGCUUUUCGACAUUGUAAAUAGAUUGACUGGCGGCUAUUGCAAAAUUAGCACAUCUCAAUUCAAAUGCAUGCAGGAUAAAGAUAGCUGGGUCAAUGGUUUUGAUACUUCGGGUCAUGUUUUCAUGCUUGUAGGCAUGAGUGUAUCAUUACUAAUACUAUUGGAAGCUUGUAAAUGUAGCAAUAAGCCCGUGUAUCAAUCUUUGGAAGAGCAGAUUCCAGCAGAAGAACUCGAGGUUCCAGCUCCAAGUUCAAGUCCGAGCCCAAGCCGUUUUGCUUCAUUGUACAUAAUACCAAAUUCUGAUUUCCUCGAUUUGAUAACCUAUUUAUUUUUAUUUUUCUGGUAUGUGGUACUUAUGGUGACAGCUUUAUUCUUCCACACCUUCGUUGAGAAGUGCUUCGGGCUUUUAUUCGGAAUGACCCUUCCGUUAACCAUAGAGUAUGUUAUCGAUAAGAAAAGAUCUGCUACAGCUGAAACUUGA
Dujonia railenensis is the source of this 774-nucleotide messenger RNA. NCBI's taxonomy places the organism in Eukaryota, Fungi, Ascomycota, Pichiomycetes, Serinales, Debaryomycetaceae. The record is from the annotation of a GenBank genome assembly.